UUGAUUUAAUCACUCAAUUUUACAGUUUAAUAUAGCCUGCACUGUAGCAAAUUCAUUUCACCUCCCUCCGACCAAAACUAAAAACAGUUUAUAAGCAGCGCUAAAGUUCUUUACUACAAUGAAAAUAAUGCGGCUUAGACUAGGUUGGAAACUGUCGGAUGUUCUUGGCCUGGCUCUAUUGGGAAUGUUAAUUCAGUCGAUUGACUCUACACCUCCCGACAAGGUGGAAAAGCCCCUGCUAAACAAACUGCACCUGCUGAAGGUGCACAGACAGCUCCUGGACAAUUUGAAYCAAUAUGCMGAUAAACUAGAGGAGAAGGUAGAUACAAUGAGAAGGCUAGUCCUGCAACUCGAUAGUCCUUUGCUGCUGGCCAAGGACCCAGAGGCGGAGUUUUUCUUCAAUCCUCUACACAGUUAUUCGCUCACACGGCAAAUGCACUUCGACUGGCCACAAGUGGAGAAACUCAUGGAGCAGAGAGCGGGUUUGGAGCAAAUUGAUUUUCUCAAGCAAAUGCGCGAUGAGUUGCCUCAACUUGAGGAUGUCAAAGAGGCAGUGGCUGCUAUUUACCGGGUGCAGCAAAUCUACAAGCUCAAGCCAACGGAUAUAGCUAACGGUUUGCUCGAUGGAGCUUAUGUGAAUUCACAGCUCUCGAUCUCUGACUGUUUUGAGAUGGGAGCGAACUUGUUCGAGGCAUCGCAGUUCACAGAUGCAGCUAAUUGGUUAUAUCUGGCUAGAGAUUUGUGGGAUCAGUCCCCGAUUGCACCCUUUGAAUUGUUAACUGUCCCACGUACUCAAAUAUCCUCACUCUUGGCGAGAUCCAUAAUGGCAGCAGGUGACGAGGAACUAUCACGAGCUGCUCUCUUAGAGGAGCCCAGCUUGAGGGACCAGGUAGAGCAGUUGCUGUUGGAUUAUCGAAACUAUAAUGUUACCAAUAUUGAAGACCAUCCUUACUUAGACAUAAUGGACAAAGAAUUUAUUGAGUUUUGUGGGUCGUCUUAUAUGCCCCAACCGACUCGACUUGUGUGUUCUUAUAAGACGAAACCUUCAAAGUUUUUGUAUCUAGCUCCAUUUAAAAUGGAACUGUUAUCCGAGGAUCCUUACAUGGUUUUAUUUCACGAUGUGAUCUACGAAUCGGAGAUAGAACAUCUGAACCGUAUAUCUGAGCCAUUCUUGCAACGCGCCACAGUUGUUGUCGAAGAUGAUGGAGAAGACACGUUAAUAAAGUAUCGAACUGCCAAUGGCGCUUUCCUAUAUAGAGACGAAAUAUCGCCAAAGGAUGUUCAAUUGGUGGAGCGCAUAUUCCAGAGGAUGAGAGAUAUGUCUGACUUGCAGAUUAACGAUGACGCCUUUGAAUAUCUGAAAUAUGACUUUGGGGGUCAUUACGAUAUACAUGCGGACUAUUUUAAUUACACCAAAGAGGAGUUCACUGACGAUCGCUUUGCCACCUUUGUAAUUUAUCUCAAUGAUGUGACUCGGGGUGGUGCUACAGUCUUUCCCGACGUGGAAAUAGCGGUUCAUCCGGCGAGGGGCAAAGUGAUCCACUGGUACAACAUGAAUCCCAACUCAUUCGACUAUGAGGUCCGCUCUUAUCAUGGCGCUUGCCCCGUUCUGAUCGGCCAAAAGAUUGAAUUCAUAGUGAGCUUAAACACUUACAGGCUAGUCCUGCAACUCGAUAGUCCUUUGCUGCUGGCCAAGGACCCAGAGGCGGAGUUUUUCUUCAAUCCUCUACACAGUUAUUCGCUCAUACGGCAAAUGCACUUCGACUGGCCACAAGUGGAGAAGCUCAUGGAGCAGAGAGCGGGUCUGGAGCAAAUUGAUUUUCUCAAGCAAAUGCGCGUUGAGCUGCCUCAACUUGAGGAUGUCAAAGAGGCAGUGGCUGCUAUUCACAGGGUACAGCAAAUCUACAAGCUCAAGCCAGCUGAUAUAGCUCACGGUUUGCUCGAUGGAGCUUAUGUGAAUUCGCAGCUCUCGAUCUCUGACUGCUUUGAGAUGGGAGCGAACUUGUUCGAGGCAUCGCAGUUCACAGAUGCAGCUAAUUGGCUACAUCUGGCUAGAUACUUGUGGGAUCAGUCCCCGAUUGCACCCUUUGAAUUGUUAACUGUCCCACGUACUCAAAUAUCCUCACUCAUGGCGAGAUCCAUAAUGGCAGCAGGUAACAACAAGCUAGCGCGAGCUGAACUGCUAGAAGGUUUUCAUCGAAACUAUACAAUUACCAAAAUUGAAGACCAUUCUUACUUAGACAUAAUGGACAAUGACUUUAUUGAGUUUUGUGGGUCGUCUUAUAUGCCCCAACCGACUCGACUUGUGUGUUCUUAUAAGACGAAACCUUCAAAGUUUUUGUAUCUAGCCCCAUUCAAAAUGGAGCUGUUAUCCGAGAAUCCUUACAUGGUCGUUUUUCACGAUGUGAUCUCCGACUCGGAGAUACAGCAUCUGAGAAAUACGGCUGAGCCCUUGUUGCAGCACUCCUAUGUUAAGAAAAGCAUCAAUGAGAGUGUUAUAUCAAAAGUUCGAACUGCAAAAGGCUCUUUUAUGCGUGCAGAUCGCCUAUCCCCGGAGAGUGCUCAAGUGGUGCAACGUCUAAAGCAGAGGUUGGGCGAUCUAUCGGAUCUAAAUAUAAGGAGGAAGGGCUAUAACGAGAUGCAGUAUCUCAACUAUGACUUUGGGGGUCAUUAUCUCCUCCAUACGGACUAUUUUAAUAUCUCCAUGAACGACCGCAUUGUCACCUUUUUAAUUUAUCUCAAUGAUGUGACUCGGGGUGGUGGCACAAUCUUUCCCCAAGUUAAACAAGUGGUUCAUCCGGAGAAGGGCAAAUUGAUCUUGUGGUACAAUAUGAAUUCAAAUCUCGAUUAUGAGGUAGAUAGUCUUCAUGGUGCUUGUCCCGUUCUGAUUGGGCGAAAAACAGCCAUCGUCUAUUGGAUCCGCGAACACGAUCAAAUGUUUGUAAAGCCUUGCUUAAAGCCGCCGCAAAAUCGACGUACAGAAGCGAUAGAGGGAGAUGGAUUUUGAGAUAGAGGGAGAGAGAGAGAGAGAGAGAGAGAGAGAGAGAGACAGAGACAGAAGGGAGAUAUAUAUUAC
Molecule: messenger RNA, 3076 nt
Organism: Drosophila arizonae
Lineage: Eukaryota; Metazoa; Arthropoda; Insecta; Diptera; Drosophilidae
Biological process (GO): peptidyl-proline hydroxylation to 4-hydroxy-L-proline
Cellular component (GO): endoplasmic reticulum
Molecular function (GO): iron ion binding; procollagen-proline 4-dioxygenase activity; protein binding
Source: RefSeq, a predicted model, not a curated record